AUGGCAGAAUCCCAACGGCCAAAAGUCGGCGUCGGAGUCAUCAUCCACGACAACAACGGCAACAUCAUCAUGGGCGAGCGAGCAGGCAGCCAUGGCGCAGGAACCCUCCAAUGUCCCGGCGGCCACCUCGAGCACGGCGAAUCCUUCGCUGCAACCGCCGCGCGCGAAGUCCUCGAGGAAACAGGCCUUGAGGUAGGCAACAUCAAGUUCCUGACUGCAACCAACGACGUGUUUCCCGAUGCUGAAGGAGCCAAACACUAUGUCACUGUGUUUGUCACGUGUACGAUUGUGGGGGAGGACAAGGUGGCCAAGGUAUGUUGA
Molecule: messenger RNA, 321 nt
Organism: Exserohilum turcica Et28A
Lineage: Eukaryota; Fungi; Ascomycota; Dothideomycetes; Pleosporales; Pleosporaceae
Exons: 2
Coding region: 1-321 (106 amino acids)
Biological process (GO): dGTP catabolic process
Cellular component (GO): cytosol
Molecular function (GO): 8-oxo-7,8-dihydrodeoxyguanosine triphosphate pyrophosphatase activity
Source: RefSeq, a predicted model, not a curated record